Rhopilema esculentum is the source of this 3417-nucleotide messenger RNA. RefSeq names its product mitochondrial adenyl nucleotide antiporter SLC25A24. Gene Ontology annotation, molecular function: calcium ion binding. Gene Ontology annotation, biological process: transmembrane transport. NCBI's taxonomy places the organism in Eukaryota, Metazoa, Cnidaria, Scyphozoa, Rhizostomeae, Rhizostomatidae. Gene Ontology annotation, cellular component: mitochondrial inner membrane. The record is from RefSeq and is a predicted model, not a curated record.
AAGACUAUGAUUAUUAUUAUUUAGCCUUCACACUGCCUGUUCAAGAUGGCGGCCGAAGCCGGAAAGUCAGAUCAUUACGCUGACUACAAAUUUGAUAGGGCAAGAAUAGCAAAAUUAUUUAGUGAGCUAGAUGCAAAUAAAGAUGGGAAAAUAGAUGUAACUGAACUUUCUGAGGGACUUAAGCGGCUAGGAGUGAAGCAUAUUCCCGGAUCUGCUGAGAAAAUAAUUGAAUUGGGAGACAAAACAGAUGAUGACCAUCUUACUCUUGAUGAAUUCUUGAGAUAUUGUAUGGACCACGAAAAGAAGCUAUGGCUUGUAUUUAAAAGCAUAGAUACAAAUAACUCUGGGACAGUGACUAAUAAUGAAUUAAGAGCUGCAUUUCACAGACUAGGAGUUGAAGUUGAAGAUGAAGAAAUUGCCUCUUUAAUGAAACACAUGGAUACGGAUGGCUCUCUACAGGUUGAAUGGAAGGAGUGGCGUGAUUACCAUUUCCUAAACCCACAUUCUCAUAAUAUCACUGAUAUUCUUAAGUUUUGGAAGCAUUCUAUGAAUAUCGACAUAGGAGAAAAUAUGGUUAUUCCAGACGAAUUUACGGAGGAAGAGAAGGUGACUGGGAAAUGGUGGAGGCAGCUAGUGGCUGGUGCCUGCGCUGGUGUUGUUUCUAGGACAUUUACUGCCCCUUUGGACAGACUGAAAGUUCUAUUACAAGUACAGGCUGGUAGCAAGGCAAGCAUGGGAGUUAAAUCAGGGUUUCAAGAAAUGCUCAGGGAAGGGGGAAUAAAGUCGCUGUGGCGGGGCAAUGGCGUCAAUGUGCUGAAGAUAGCACCUGAAUCAGCAAUCAAGUUCAUGGCAUACGAAAGGAUCAAAAAGUUGUUCAAAGAGGAUGGGACAAAACUAAACGUCGGGGAGCGUUUGCUGUCAGGCUCUAUGGCGGGUGUUGUAUCACAAACAACAAUAUAUCCAAUGGAGGUUCUGAAAACUCGAUUAGCCAUUGGCAAAACUGGCCAAUACAACGGCAUGGUUCAUGCUGCAAAGACGAUCUUUGUUAAUGAAGGUAUCAGAAGCUUCUACAAGGGCCUAACCCCCGGCUUGAUUGGCAUAAUACCGUAUGCAGGCAUCGAUCUAGCAAUUUACGAGACCCUGAAAACCACUUGGUUAAAUAGACAUGGAAAAGAGUCUACAGAUCCAGGUGUUUUGGUCCUCUUGUUAUGCGGAACUGCCUCAAGUACGUGUGGGCAGCUAGCAAGUUAUCCUUUGGCGCUCAUUAGGACGAAGCUGCAGGCACAAGCACAAAAUCAAUCGCCUACGCAGAACCAAGUUGGCAUGAUGUCAGUUUUAAGAACAAUUGUUAAAGAGAAUGGAUUUUUUGGUUUAUAUAGAGGGUUGACUCCAAAUAUAAUGAAGGUAGCGCCUGCUGUUAGUAUUGGAUAUGUUGUUUACGAACAGUUGAAGAAAUGGCUGGGUCUUGCGUGAUAGGUCACGUUAUGGAAAGGCCAGUUUACUGAAAGGUUCGUUAAAGUUGAAAGGCUGCUGGCCUCCGCAAAGUUAAAAUGGUGGUUAACGCAAUAUUGCAUUCAUCACCGUAUUGGGAUGUUGUUUCGGAACAAGGAAAUUAUAUAGACUUUGAAUGGCGGGGACUUGGAAUAUUGCGAUUAUGAAGAACAGACGGAGCACCAGAUUGCUGAUCGCGACAUAUUCUUGGUAAAUUGGGCACUUUGACGUUCAAUUUGACUAUAGGAAAGAUGUCAUCUAUACCAAAGAUGUGCGUUAGUCGUGCAAAGAUGUGCACCAGCUGUCCUUCAGUCCUCGUGAAUCAUCGAUACACGACAGACCUAUUUCAUGGAUAUGGUAGCCGUUUUACGCCAUUCAUAGUGCAAGAAAACAUUUAGCGAUAACUAGUUACGUUUAGAAUAAUUGUUCUCAUUGUAUUUCUUGGGUUUUCGAAAUUGUAAUAAAGUAUAGGAAAUAUGUUCAAGAUAUGUAUUAAAUUCAAAUGUUUUUAAGAAUUAUGAGGUAAAAUAAUUAUGUCUCUGUUUCAUCGCGCUACUCAGAUUACAGAAUGUUAACUUUAGAAUGAAGUAUAGCAUUUAGCCUGAAUUUUAUUUUAUUACGUAGUGAAGAAAUAUGAUUUCGAGUUAAAGAAAGAACCCCCGGUUAGUAGAUAUAUCAUACCGUUAACAUUAAGGACGGGGUUCUGGGAACAAGUCAAGGCAAACGGGGCAACAAUUUAUCGAAGGCAAGGACAAUGCUACGUUCAAUUUAGUACGUGUUUUGCAAUGUGAGGUAUCCCGCAAGAACGGUCGCUUGAUAGGAGGGAUAUCUUGAUAGGAGGGAUAUCUUGAUAGAAGGGGUGCCUUGCAACAAGCAAUCUGUUGCGAAAAAGAUUGACGUGAAAACGAUGCCCACUUAGUGUUUCCUAUUUCAUUUCGACAUUAAUACUAUAGCGUUAGAUAACUUCUCAUAGUAUCCCAGUAUGAAAUGAUACUUGCUGCUUCCAAAAGCACUGUGGCACAAGGCCCAUUCUUAUUUCUUCUUCAGAAGCUCCGAUUUAAGAAGUGUCUGAGGUGUCAAUUUUUCGUUUCAGUUGUGUAUUCUUCAGUUAGCCAAUGCAAUGUAUUUAUUUAGUCAGCCAAUCAUAUAUUUCAAAUAUUUUUCUUUAUUGUGGUUCAAAUAUGAAUAAAUUUCCGUUACCAAAAUCAAAUUUCAUCUUUGAUUUUAGCAAAUCUAAGCCUCACGUUUGUUUAAACGAAACACUACGAUUUCUCAUUUUUGCAAAAAACAGUUAGAAGUUACUUUUUAUCUCAAGUUGCAUUAAAAUAUCCACAAUUUGAUAUUUCCAUGUAGUCUAAUAGACAGUUUUUUGUUUUUGAUUAUUCCAUUCAGUAUGCCAAUUCAGUUAACGAACACGUUUUGGAGAAUUCUUUGGACGUAUUGUACUAAUUAUUUUACUUUAGAUUCAAAAUAUUUCUAGUCUUCAUGUACGUUUUCAUGAUGCAAGCGAACGUGACAUUGAUUUUAUGACGAGACUCGUGGAUUUAACCGGAUUGGUAACUGAGGGUGGCAUUUUUGCUGUCAAAUCCCUUAAAAGUUUUUGUUUGACCAACAUGAAAUCCGAAAAAUAUGAAGAUUAUUCCCAGACGAAAUGUAAGGUGGUUAAUCCUUUUUGAGCACGAAAUUUGUACAAUGAAGAUCGGAGUAGAUUCGAAAACGAGACCGUAAAGCGAAUUGCUGUAUUGACUGCACGGUUCCUGAAGUAACUAACUCUAGGGGUAAUUAUAUUCUAUAGACGUCCCGAAAUUUUUGUGACUUUAAUGUUUAUAUCAAUCAUUUUUAAUCGUUCUGUUUAUUUAUUCGAUUUUAAUGUAAAUUUUUCAUUUUGGAAUUCACGAUAAUAUUUCAGUCAAUGUCCUGGGUGAA